AUGAUUUACUGCCAGGUUGUGGACCCGAUGUUCUUGAUGACUGCAAUCCAAUUCGGAGUGCAAGGUGUGAAGGUGCCUCCAAAUGUUAUACAGAUUGCCGAAACUUAUCACAGGUGGACAGUUGCCUCUCUAAUGCUUAGUUGGUGCGCAAUAUCACUCGUGAAGUUCUUUUUUCUCGUCUUUUUCAAGAGGUUAAUCGAUCGUUUACGCCCGUGGCAAAUCUACUGGUGGAUUGUCUUCGGUUACAAUGUCGUUCUCGUUUCAUAUGGGAUCACUGUCUACUACGCAAGCUGUCCCUUCUGGGGUACCAAAGCACUCCAAUGUGCCACUGGAGUAUACAAGGCCAGCCUCGUUCGGUAUUCUGCGGCUCAGAUCUCCUUGGAUAUCGUGGGCGAACUUCUUAGAAUCAUCUGGAAGAUUCAGGUAGAUUGGAGACAGAAGUUGGUGCUAGCCUGCUCCCUCUGUCUGACAAUUGUCCUGGUCGCUUUAUCAAUCACUCGCGUCGCCGGACUCAAUUACAAGGGCUUCGUCGACUCAGUCUGGGAAACGUUCUGGCUAAUGAUGAGCGCUGAAUUAAGCGUCUUCCUGGCGGCAGCGAGUGCCUUCCGAGCCUUCUUCGUAGCACAACAACAAACCAAGGCAUACAAUCCUGGAUAUAACCAAGGGCUCAGAAGCCCCCAGGGUAAAGCGUAUGUCCGGUCAGACCCGAAGCAAAAUGGAAAUUCUUCCGAUGUUGAUUCAUAUCGCCGACUUAAAGAUCCCGAAUGGAAUGUCACGCGGUCAACUACUAUCUCGACUGAGACUGAAAUGGUUAGUAUACCUUAA
This is a messenger RNA of Penicillium longicatenatum, 825 nucleotides long. RefSeq lists its product as uncharacterized. NCBI's taxonomy places the organism in Eukaryota, Fungi, Ascomycota, Eurotiomycetes, Eurotiales, Aspergillaceae. The record is from RefSeq and is a predicted model, not a curated record. The transcript is spliced from 4 exons. Bases 1 to 825 code for a protein of 274 amino acids.